AAUUGACUCCGAUCCGGUAUUCCGCAUCGUCGAGAGCAUCGAUUACACCCCAAUCCUGCAGUGUGGGCCGGAUUGUAGAUGUAAUCGAGACAACUGCACGCAACGAGUCCUCACCGAUGAUGGGCGCCCGAUUCCUUUGAUACUGUUCUACGAGGGGCGCAAGGGAUACGGCAUCCGCACUCCAGUCAGAAUCCCAAAAGGCGCCUUUGUUGGGGAAUAUGUAGGCGAGGUGCUGACUGCAGAAGAAGCCGACGAACCCACGCGGGGCACAAUUUACCAGCAUUAUCUAAUGAAAGGCCAUGCGGCUCUCGGAGAGGAACGACUGGUCGUUGACGCAAUGCAUUAUGGUAAUGCGAUGAGGUUUAUCAAUCACUCAUGCGAUCCGAACGUUGUCACACAAUACGUUCUUUGGGAUCGCCAUGGUGCCUACAACGCGAAAGUGGCCUUCAUCGCCAUCCGAACCAUCCAACCCGGUGAGGAGCUCACUUGUGACUUCCAACCAAAUGUCCUCGAGCCGUUGGGCGAAACGGAUGCUUUAUGCGAUGUCAUGUGGUGCCGCCCGCUGCAAGAAAUUUUUGGCUGGAACUGCACGGGAGGAUUAGCG
Molecule: messenger RNA, 604 nt
Organism: Mesorhabditis spiculigera
Lineage: Eukaryota; Metazoa; Nematoda; Chromadorea; Rhabditida; Rhabditidae
Source: the annotation of a GenBank genome assembly